AUGGAUACAAAUCAAUACAGAUACUCUAAAUCAUUUUUUAAUGACGGGUUUCAAAUACAUAUAAAGAUAGGUGAUUCUAUUAAAAGAUUCACAUUUCAAAGUUCAACAACUGUUGAUCAUGUAAAGUAUGAAAUAUUUAAACAAACCAAAGAGAUUACACAAGAAAACCGUCAAAACUACUUUUUGGCGUUGAAUAGAACCGUCAUCCUUCAAAUCGAAUUUGUAAAGUUUAUAUUUGCACAUGAGGAUAUUCAAAAGGCUCUAUUGACAAAACAAUCAGUCGAAGUAUUCCUUGUUCCAAAAUCAAAAGAGAUAAGAGCAAGAAAACAUAAAGCUGAUAUAAUUAAAAAGAGAUUGGGAAACUUUAAACAAAUACCACAUAAUAAUAUAUUAUUGCAACAACAACAACAACAACAACACAAAAGAUUAUCAACAGAUAGUGUUGCAUCUGGUAGUGCUGCCACCAACACUAGUGGUAGUGGUGGUACCUAUACCGAUGACAACUUUUCAGAUGUUUCUUCACAAUUGUCACCCGAUAUUACACCAUUAUCACCAUUACAAUUACCAUCUUCUGUCACUUCAACUGGCAUCUCAAUCGAUGAGUUAUCAUUACAAGAAGAAGAGGAUUUAUUGAUUUUAAAGAAAAAGAAUGCUUUGAUAAAUCAAAACAACAAUAACAACAAGAAUGAACAAUCAUCGUCAGCAUCAGAAUCAUUUAGAAAAAGAGAUACAUUUGGACUUUUUGCAACAUUAAAACAACAACAAAAUGAUCAACAACAUUUAUUACCAGAUUUAAAGAAUCUUUCAACGACGACUAUGGAAUCGGUCGAUGAUGAAGACAAGGAUAACUUGUCACCACGAAGAAGAUCACAACAGAGAAAACAAUUGUUGAUUCAGUCGACCGAUGCAUUUGUAGUGUUGGACGAAUUUGGUGAUGAGGAAGAGAUUCUUAGACAAAAAUUACAACAACAAUUGGUGCAGUUGGAAGACGAGGAAUUGAAAUUCCAAGCACAGGCUGCAGAUGAUUCCGAUCUAUUGAUUGGUGGAGACAGCGAUUUUUCAGGCAGUGAGAAUGAAAAGGAAAAAGAAUCACCAACUCUUUUAUCUACCUCGGGUGAUACUCUAUCUCCUACCUUGCCUGCUAUAUCUUCACCUCAAUUGACUCAACAACAAAUAUACAGAAAAUCAAUAUCAAAGGUUGAAUUGUUAAAUCAAGAGAAACGUCUUAGUCAAGAUUUCAAUCAACAAUUACAACAACAACAACCAACCGAACCAGAAGAAGAGAAAAAACAACAAGAGGAAGAAGAAGAAUUACAUUGGUCAAAUAAUAUUCAAAUGAAACAAAAAUUAAUGGAAAAGGAUCAUUUCCCAUUGUUAGUGUCGACACUGUCAAUGGAGACUUCACUGAUUGUACAAUGCCCCAAGAUUUCAUCGACGAUGGAGUUUAAGAACCAGUUGAUUGAAUCACUCCAAUCAAUUGUGCAUUUGCUAAAGGUUGGCACGUUUGCUAUUGACCAGCAACAGGAUAUCCUGCCAAUCAGCAGUAAUAGUAUCAUCCACAACUUUGUCGAAUCAUCGUUAAACAACUGUAAUAUACCCAAACUAAUUGUAUUAAAACCAGGUAUGAUUGAUCUAGUCAAUCAGCAAUUGUCACCAUUGUCGGGGUCUCCUCUACUCGGUCAAUCUGUUCAACUGUCCAUCUCACCUCCUCCACCCUUUCCCAUAUCUUCAUCCAAUCCUCUCACUAUGAGUGGAAACUAUCCAAAUCAACAACCACAACAACCAGAUUCGUCAACUACCUCCUCCUCCUCGUCUGCAUCCAAACCAAUUCCAAUUGCAAGAGGUGGUAGUGUAUUUUUCAGCUCCAAACCAUCUUCCAUGUCAUCAUCACCAAUGUCUGGCAGUCCACUCAUUCGAAACUUGGGUAAUACCAACCAAAUCAACAAACUCAAUCAACAAAAUCAAGAUUUAAAGAAUAACAGUAAUAAUAAUAAUAGUAAACAAGGUAAAGGUAACAAAAACAAAAAGCAAGAUGCUAUUUCUGCUGCUGCUGCGGCUGCUGCAGUUUCACAACCAACCUCUCCAACACAACAAAAACGAAAUCGUAAUAUUACAGUAUCAUUCUCACUGGGUGAACAACGUGACUCUAAUGUCAAGCAGAUUAUGCAGAGAAAGAAACUGGCACAAAUCCAGAUUGGAUCGUUACUUGGUAAACCAUUGUGUUGGAGUAAUGGAGAGACUGAAAUUAAAUAUUUUAGAACAUUGAUGGAUAAUUUAUUCAAUUUUGGUCAGUUGGAUGCAAGAGAUCGUGUCAAAGUCACUUUGGCACAGGUCACUACAGCACCCAAUGAUCCAUUAUUGCCAGCGGCAUUCCGCAUCCGAUUUUAUUUGCCACCCGACAACCAUUCGACGGCGAUCAAUGUAAACAUGACCGACUUGAUGAGCAAGAUUAUCGAGCGUGUCAUCUCCAAGCACAAUAAUACCACCAAACUGCUGACCGACCAAAAGGCACAAGACUUUAUUGUGCGUAUUACGGGUACUAGCGAUCACGUACUACGUGACUGCGAGAUUGGACAAUUGGACAUGGUGCGUCAGAGACUACAACGUCGCAAAGACAUCAACUUUAGUUUGAUCCAUCGAUCGGCACUCCCCGACAUUUACAUUGACGGUCAUACAGCCACCAACAAUAGCAAUAUGAUCUUUUUAAAUCCAAAUCUCAACAAUAACCUCUUUAUCAAUCAGUUUAAUCAACAACAUAUCCAACAACAACAACAACAACCGCAACCAAUGCAAAUGCAGUCUAACCAAAAUCACAUUAAACGAUCGAUUCUGUUGUAUGAGAUUAACCGUCCGUUUGAGAUUAGAAUCAUUUGUCUAGAGAACCUAAACAAUCAACUGGCCAGCCACUUUUUGCAAGAUGGUAGUGUGAAUGAUGUCAAGUUGUCUGUGGUGGCCGAGUUGGUGCAUGGAGAGGAGCCAUUGGCACCCCCAAUGGAAACGUUUACAAAGGCACAUAAUAACCCGUUAUGGUGUCAGUGGUUGCGUUCGUCGUUGCUCAUGUGCGAUUUACCACGUGCCACCAAACUCUGCUUUACAGUGUAUGCGAUGGUUGGUAGUAAUCAACGUGUCGCGAUUGGAUGGGUUGAUCUGCAACUGAUUGAUUAUAAGAGUCAGCUCCAAAGCGGUGUGAUAUCGCUUAUUUUGUGGCCUGGAGACCGCACGAUGCAGACAUCAGAGUAUGCCGACAUUUGUCCCAACCUUGUUGUCGAACUACUACAAUUCCCCUUCCCAGUACUGUUCCCACGCUCCGAGUUGAUGGAACGUACCGAGAUUAAAGAUUAUGUGGAAGCACGUAAAGAGGAUGAAGUGCGUCUCGACCAGCUUAUUAACAAAGACCCCAUGUAUAAGCUGUCAGAGGAUGAACGCAAGUUUAUAUGGACGUACCGUAUGCAUUUGCGAAAGUUCCCUCAUUCCCUAUCCAAGGUGUUACAGUCGUUGCCAUGGAACCAACCACAGCAGGUCAAGGAAGCACACCGUCUGCUGUCCAUUUGGGAGCCGUUGUCUCCACACGAAGCACUCGAGCUGCUCGACGUUAAGUUUGCCGAUGAACUGGUACGUGAGUACGCCGUCAACUGCCUGCGGUCGCUGAGCGAUGGCGAGCUUGCACUCUUUUUGCUGCAGCUGGUUCAAUCGGUUAAACACGAACCACAUCACGACAGCGCUUUGGCACGUUUCCUCAUCCACCGCGCUCUGGCCAACCGCUCUGUGAUUGGACACCCCUUCUUUUGGCACUUGGAGGCUGAAAUGCACAAUGUGCGUAUUUCAGACCGUUACUCGUUGAUUCUCGAAACAUAUCUACGCGGUUGCGGUGACCAACGACACGAGUUUGUUAAGCAAAUGGAGGUAGUAACCAAACUAACUACCAUUGCAAAGAUGGUCAAAGAAGCAGCUGUAUCGAAACGAAAGAAUCUACUUUUAGACGAACUCUCCAAGUUAUCUCUUCCCAAUACUUUCCACCUACCCACUUCAGCAUCAACCGAGUCGUGUGGAUUAAUUGUCAGCGAGUGCAAGUGGCUCGACUCAUUUACCGUACCACUUUGGUUGGUAUUCCAAAAUGUUGAUCCACUCGGCGAACCAAUUGUCGUCAUCUUUAAGAAUGGUGACGAUCUCAGACAGGAUAUCCUAACACUUCAAAUGAUCACAUUGAUGGAUAAUUUGUGGAAACGUGAUGGACUCGACACUCACAUGUCUCUCUACAAUGUAACAUCGACUGGAGAAGGAUGUGGUUUCAUCGAAGUGGUCAGCGACAGUGAGACCGUCGCCGAUAUCCAAAAGGCAGCUGGUGGUGUCACUGCCGCCUUUACAAAGACACCACUUGCCAACUGGCUCAAGGAACGUAACCCAACCGACGCAGAGUAUGAAUACACUGUAAAUAACUUUAUUCAUUCACUCACUGGUUACUGUGUGGCCACUUAUAUUCUUGGAAUCAGCGAUCGUCACAACGACAAUAUUAUGGUCUCCAAAUCAGGACAUCUCUUUCACAUUGACUUUGCCCAUUUCCUUGGCAAUAUUAUGAAAUUCCAUGGUUAUAAACGUGAAAAGGCUCCAUUUGUACUCACUCCCGAAUUUGCUCACGUCAUUGGUGGAGAAAAAAGUAAAUCAUUUGCUUGGUUUACUGAACUUUGUUGUACUUCUUUUAAUAUUAUUAGAAAACAAAGAAAUCUUUUUAUUAUCUUAUUUAAUCUUAUGUUAUCAACUGGUAUACCAGAAUUAUCAACAAGAAAUGAUAUAGAUUAUUUAAGAGAAGCAUUUUUAAUGGAUGAAGAUGAUGAAGAAGCCAAACAAUCAUUUGCAAGAUUAAUUACAAAGAGUUUGAAAACAAAAACAACUCAAGUAUUAUUUGCUAUGCAUAUUCUUGCUCAUUCUGAUAAUAAAAUAAAUCAAUAA
Messenger RNA from Cavenderia fasciculata, 4947 nucleotides. It is a transcript of the gene pikF, whose product is annotated as phosphatidylinositol 3-kinase. The transcript has 5 exons. Bases 1 to 4947 code for a protein of 1648 amino acids. Gene Ontology annotation, molecular function: 1-phosphatidylinositol-3-kinase activity; 1-phosphatidylinositol-4-phosphate 3-kinase activity. The record is from RefSeq and is a predicted model, not a curated record. Gene Ontology annotation, cellular component: plasma membrane; cytoplasm; phosphatidylinositol 3-kinase complex. Gene Ontology annotation, biological process: cell migration; phosphatidylinositol-3-phosphate biosynthetic process; phosphatidylinositol 3-kinase/protein kinase B signal transduction. NCBI's taxonomy places the organism in Eukaryota, Evosea, Eumycetozoa, Acytosteliales, Cavenderiaceae.